Molecule: messenger RNA, 2070 nt
Organism: Candida albicans SC5314
Lineage: Eukaryota; Fungi; Ascomycota; Pichiomycetes; Serinales; Debaryomycetaceae
Product: tRNA methyltransferase
Exons: 1
Coding region: 1-2070 (689 amino acids)
Biological process (GO): tRNA methylation; wybutosine biosynthetic process
Molecular function (GO): tRNA methyltransferase activity; protein binding
Source: RefSeq, a predicted model, not a curated record
AUGACUAGCACACUGAAAUUAGAUGCUAAUCAAUUAGCAAGACAACGGAAGAAAUUGGAAAAAGACCGAAGGAAGAAAGUUUAUGAUGAUCAACAAGUUCAAGGUACCAACAACUCAUCAAUAGUUUCGAAACGUAGUGUGGAAAAGUUAUACACUCAAGUUUUGCAACCUGAACUAGGAGAAUGGUUUCAAUAUUUUGUCCCCAAGGGUAAAAGACGAUCACCAGCAAUAAACCGUGGCUAUUGGAUCAGAAUGGAACUGAUUCGACAAAUGGUUAUAAGGAUAAUUAAAGCCAAUAGUCCUAAUGUAAGGAUAAAUGUUGUUAAUUUAGGGUGUGGAUUUGAUCCCUUGGCAUUUCAAUUAUUAUCACUUUUCAAGAAUCAAUAUAAUUUAAACUUUAUUGACAUUGACUAUCCAGAUUUAGUCAAGAAUAAGUAUAAUAUGAUUCAACAAUCAGAUGAAAUUAAACAGCUUAUAGGUGAUCAAGGUAGCAAAUCCAGUGAUUUAUAUGUGAUGGAAACGGAUAAUUAUCAAUUAGUUGGAUGUGACUUGAAAAAUUUGGCAUAUUAUAAAGAAAUACUACCGAAAUUAGUAUCACGUAAUGUUGAUCCACACCCUACAUCAAUCAAUAUAUUUAUUGCUGAAGUUUCAUUGGCAUACAUGAAACCCCAAUUUGCUAAUCCGGUAAUUGAAAUAUCCAGCCAAGUAAACAAUAGUCAUUUUUUAAUACUUGAACAAAUUAUGCCUGAUGGUGCAACCAAUGCCUUUGCUACAAAAAUGUUGUAUCAUUUCCAGCAUUUAAGAAGUCCUAUUCAAUGUGUGGAAACGUACCCGACUGAAAAACUACAACUACAACGAUUUAAACGGUAUUAUAAGCAUGCGGAGAUUAAGAACUUGUAUGGAAAUUGGAAGUUUUUGAUUGACUAUCAAAUGCAGAAGAAUAUCUCUACAAUCGAAGAAUUUGACGAGUGGGAAGAGUUUAUUAUUUUUUGUCAACAUUAUGUGAUUGUACAUGCUACACAUAUGGACCAAUUGAUAUAUGAUGAUGAAAGUAGUGAGGAACAAAAGAAUGAAAAAGCUUUCUCGGAAAUGAGUUUAGAUUCCUCGGUUGCAAUUUCUCAUGAUGAUAGGUUUAAUGAUGAACAAUUGCAGUUAAAGUUUCCGGCUAUUGCUUCUUUUAAAGAUAAAAUUUACGUUAAUGGUGGGUUAAAGCAAACUCGAAAUGACGAAAAUUUGGAAAUUGAUUUACAAACUGGGGUAAUUACCAAAUUGGAUCAAACUGAGAAUUUACCAACAGCAAGGAUGUGUCAUACAUUAACUAAUUUAGGCGAGAACCUUGUUUUAAUUGGGGGAAGAUCCCGACCAGGGGUAUUUUUCAAAGAUGUAUAUAUGUUUGACACUGCUAAGAAAUGGACAAGAUUAGCCGAUUUACCAGUUGGUCGUUCAAGACAUGCAACCGUGAAGAUCAGUGACCACGAAGUUUUAAUAUUUGGAGGACUAGACGCGUCUUCAUCAACUACUGGAGAUGAAUUGUUUCUCCUAUGCAAUACCAAUACUAAUUCUUACACUCCUGUCAAGCCUAUUGGUGAUAAUGACAAUCAUCCUAUAAAAAAUCUACAAAGUGCGUGUAUGAUAUUUGAUGGGAAACAGGGGUAUAUUUUUGGUGGGAUGGAAGACAUUAACGUACCAAUUGUCAACUCCAAAUUGUAUCGAUUUGAGCUUGUUGGUGAGAAUAAUAUUUCCGUCACCAAAGUGUUUGAUCAUAGUCUUUUAAAAAGAAUUGGUAGCAAGGCUCACAUACUUGAAAAUGGUGAUAAAUUAUUGAUUGUAGGUGGAGUUUCGCCGGAUCAACUUUUCACUAAAUCUACCAAUAUUGUGACAUUAGAUUUGAAUAUUUUUACAUUUAAAUCAGUUGAAAUACCGAAUGUGAUAAGCGAAAAAGUCCCACCAAUUUUCGUUGGAUUUGAAUUGGUUCAAAUUAACAAUAAAGCGUCGUAUAUUAUUAGUGGUGGUGCUGUGUGUUAUUCAUUUGGUAGCUGUUACAAUAGUGUGUAUAAAUUAGAAUAUUAA